Sorex fumeus (smoky shrew) is the source of this 1528-nucleotide messenger RNA. RefSeq names its product telomeric repeat binding factor 1 (gene TERF1). Gene Ontology annotation, molecular function: protein homodimerization activity; telomeric repeat DNA binding. Lineage: Eukaryota; Metazoa; Chordata; Mammalia; Eulipotyphla; Soricidae. The transcript is spliced from 10 exons. Bases 35 to 1324 code for a protein of 429 amino acids. Gene Ontology annotation, biological process: telomere maintenance. The record is from RefSeq and is a predicted model, not a curated record. Gene Ontology annotation, cellular component: nucleus; chromosome, telomeric region.
CGUGGUUGCUCACGACCCGCGGGAGCGUUUUAACAUGGCGGAGGACGCCGUCCCAGCUCCUUCGAGCUCGCGCGGCUGUGCUGACGGCAAGGAUGCGGACCCUGGGGACGAGCUGGCGGCACAGGAGACCCGAGAGGGCCAGGACCAGGUCGACCUCAAGGAACUGCUGGAGGUCGCGGUGCCGGCGGGGGACCCCGAGGACGAGGAGGACGCGGCCUUGAUGGCCGAGGCCGAGACCGUUGCCUCGGGCUGGAUGCUGGAUUUCUUCUGCCUCUCCCUUUGCCGCGCCUUCCGCGAGGGCCGCGCUGAGGACUUUCGCCGGACCCGCGACAGCGCUGAGGCUGUUAUUCAUGGAUUCUCCAGUCUAACAGCUUACCAACUGAGAACUGUAUACAUAUGCCAGUUUUUGGCAAGAAUUGCUGCAGGAAAAGCUCUUGAUGCACAGUUUGAAACUGAUGAGCGAAUUACACCCUUGGAAUCAGCUCUGAUGAUUUGGACUUCAAUUGAAAAAGAACACGACAAACUUCAUGAGGAAAUAGAGACGUUAAUUAAAAUCCAGGCUAUAGGUGUUUGUAUGGAAAAUGGCAAUUUCAAGGAAGCAGAAGAAGUCUUUGAAAGAAUAUUUGGUGACCCAGAUUCUUUCACGCCUUUAAAAAGGAAGCUUCUUAUGGUAAUCUCUCAGAAGGAACCCUUCCAUUCCAUUUUUCAACACUUUAGUUAUAACCACUUGAUGGAGAAAGUUAAGACUUAUGUGAAUUGUGUGCUAACUGAAAAAUCAUCAUCUUUUUUAAUGAAGGCAGCAACCAAAGUAGUGGAAAGUAAAAAAAAAAGAGCAACAGAUUCUCACAGUGAACUGAAUGGUAAUAAUGUUGGAAUGGAAAAUGAGAUUAAUUUGCAUACGGGAAAAAGUGUUACUGACAAACACUGUGCAGUAGCUGAAUCCUCAGAGGGUACAGUAGCCAUAUUGAGGUCGCACAAGGAUCUCUUAGCCAAGUUAAAGCAGAGGAGCCAAGAAGAAGGUUUUAGAAAGAAUAAGGAAACUCUUCCAAAGGGAAGAGAGGUAGAAAACAGAAUCACCAGAGCAACAGCGCCUGUUUUAGAGAACCAGCAAGGAACUCCAGAGAAAAAUCGUAAUAGGAAAAAAAAGGCAUGGGUUUGGGAAGAAGAUAAGAAUCUGAGAUAUGGCGUGAAGAAGUAUGGAGAAGGAAAUUGGUCUAAAAUACUGUCACAUUAUAAAUUCAACAACCGGACAAGUGUCAUGUUAAAGGACCGAUGGAGAACUAUGAAGAAACUAAAACUGGUUUCCGUUGACAAUGACUGCUGAAAUGUGUUUGCCAACACUUGAUAAAGGGACAGUUAAAUAUUUGUUUACCCUGUUUUGUUUGAGAUUUGGUGGUCAUUAAUGUGUUUCAGAAUUUUUGUUAAAAGCAUUAAUAGUCAUUUAAUGUGAAUUUGUAUAUGAGUAAGUUUAUCUGUCAUCAUUGUAUUUAAGAACAUUUUGAUAAAAUAUGAAUAUGUUGAACCUUGA